AUUCUUUCUUUGAAUUGGCUUAAAUUAGCUGAAAACCAGGUGACCCACAAACCCAAAAAAGCUUCCAUCUCAUCCAAUGGACAGAUAUACCAUAUACAUACAUCCAAAAAACGGCAUUUAGGCUCCGAACCAUUACACCAACCUUGCUUUACCUUCUUGUCAGAAGCAAAAAUGGGGAGGAUGGAGUUUUUGGCUAUGAGAACUGAUCCAGCCACGGCUGACUUGAUAAAUUCUGAUAUCAAUGAGCUUAAGGUUGCAGCCAAGAGGCUUUUCAAUGAUGCCUCUAAGCUUGGUGGUCUGGGUUUUGGCACUUCUUUUCUCAAAUGGGUCGCCUCUUUCGCUGCCAUUUAUUUGUUGAUAUUGGAUCGAACAAACUGGAGAACAAAUAUGCUUACUUCACUUUUAGUUCCUUAUAUCUUCUUCAGUCUUCCCGCAGCAUUGUUCAACUUGCUGAGAGGAGAGGUGGGAAAAUGGAUUGCUUUCAUUGCAGUUGUAUUAAGGCUUUUCUUCCCACGACAUUUCCCAGAUUGGUUGGAGAUGCCAGGAUCAUUGAUUCUUCUUCUGGUCGUGGCUCCGAACUUCUUUGCACACACAUUGAGGGACAGCUGGGUUAGUAUACUGAUCUGCCUCUUCAUCGGUUGUUACCUGCUUCAAGAACACAUCAGGGCAUCUGGGGGAUUCAGAAAUUCAUUCACACAGAGCCAUGGAAUUUCAAACACCCUCGGUAUUAUCUUUCUGAUAGUCUAUCCUGUCUGGGCAUUGGUUCUCCACUUCAUCUAGGCUUUUGUAAUAUGUCUUUCUGUUGAAACUUGCAAACCGCAACAACGUGUAUCUGUUGUAGGCUCCACUUUUAUUGUCAGCAAUAAGCCUUUUUUUUUUUUUUGGUUAUUUAUAUUAUUUGAUAAAGAAAUUUGGUAAACAAUUCGUUCACUCUCGUGUUAUUGAUCCACUAAACCCACCGACAUAUCCAACUACUAUUUGUAUAUAUAUAUAUAUUUUUUAUUAUUAUUAUUAUUAUUUUUCUCCCA
Ziziphus jujuba (common jujube) is the source of this 1028-nucleotide messenger RNA. Its product is annotated as cold-regulated 413 plasma membrane protein 2. The transcript is spliced from 5 exons. Gene Ontology annotation, cellular component: membrane. Lineage: Eukaryota; Viridiplantae; Streptophyta; Magnoliopsida; Rosales; Rhamnaceae. Bases 172 to 780 code for a protein of 202 amino acids. The record is from RefSeq and is a predicted model, not a curated record.